Messenger RNA from Sphaerulina musiva SO2202, 501 nucleotides. RefSeq lists its product as uncharacterized. Bases 1 to 501 code for a protein of 166 amino acids. The record is from RefSeq and is a predicted model, not a curated record. NCBI's taxonomy places the organism in Eukaryota, Fungi, Ascomycota, Dothideomycetes, Mycosphaerellales, Mycosphaerellaceae. The transcript has a single exon.
AUGACCUCUCGAAAUGGAAUCUCUUCCAUCUUCAUCUUACAGAAAAAACCUCCACUUCCUCCUCCUUAUCAAAUUCUCAAAAUCUCGUCUAUCACCACCAGACAACAACAACAACAACAACAACAACAACAACAACUCUACCCCAAAUUUCCUUCUACAGACAGCACAUUAUCACCUACCCCACAGACUCAAUAUAUCAACCACCCACCCCUCAACCCAAUCAAAUCUUCUUCUCGUAACAUCAGAGGACAAAAGACAUAUCCCUCUCGAGAUCCUUGCACUGCGAGCUUUACCUCCACUCCAUCCUCUUCCACCUCCCCUAUCUAUUGCCUCACAGGCUCAGAGUACUACUGGACGAGUAACCGACGAUCAGCAGUAGUAGCAGUAGUAGUAGGAGGAGGAGUAGUAGUAGAUUAUGAUAAUAAGGACAACGAAAACGGCAAAUCCGAAAAUAUCUGGUGGCAUUGGCGAGAGGAAAGAUGGAAUGUUGCGGCCGGCUAG